CCCCCCCCCCAACACCACCACCACCCACCCACCCGUUUUCUCCCAUCUACUCAGUCGAGGCGCUGGCGCUGUAAUACCCGUCUCGUAGACAACUAGAAUAGUACCUCGGUCCCGAGGUUCGCCCUUUCUACACGCGCCCGCUCAAGACGUACAACACAUAGGACGCUUCCCCUCAACACCGAGCACUCUGGAAAUGUUCGCAUCUGAUGCGCUACAUGUUCCCGAACUACAAACACAAGAGACCCAAGAAGGUGUCGCCCCAGAGCCGCCUAACCCCGCUGCCCAGCGGUUGGAAGACAUCCAAGCCCAAUGUUCUAUUUUAAUCAGUGAAUUAGACACAGACCAAAACCCCGAGGCAGUGGUCAAAAAACAUAUAGCACAGUUGGAGAAGUACACAGACCUCCAGGAUAUAGCUUUAGGCUUGGUGACCAUGAUAGCAGACCAACGGAAACUUUGCAUAUCCAACAUAUUGGACGAAAUGAGACGUAAAUAA
This is a messenger RNA of [Candida] anglica, 493 nucleotides long. The record is from the annotation of a GenBank genome assembly. Lineage: Eukaryota; Fungi; Ascomycota; Pichiomycetes; Serinales; Debaryomycetaceae.